Dioscorea cayenensis subsp. rotundata (Guinea yam) is the source of this 864-nucleotide messenger RNA. RefSeq lists its product as uncharacterized. Bases 1 to 864 code for a protein of 287 amino acids. Lineage: Eukaryota; Viridiplantae; Streptophyta; Magnoliopsida; Dioscoreales; Dioscoreaceae. The record is from RefSeq and is a predicted model, not a curated record. The transcript has 2 exons.
AUGAAACUGGAUGUGAAGGAGCUGUGGCAUGGCAGCCACCCUCAACACGUGCUGAGGAUGGAGUACACUGAAAUCCCUUUCCGGUGUGAUGGGUGCAAAGAAGCCGGCAUCGGCCUCAAGUACUCUUGCGAUGCUUGCUGUUUCGAUCUUCAUCGUAACUGUGCACUUGCUCCCUCUACCAUCACUCACCCAUUCUACGAUAAAUGCUAUUUCCAAUUCUACACCAGACCACCCGGCUCCGCCAUGAGAGUGUGCGACGCUUGCAGGAAAGAUGUGCUCGGUUUUGUUUAUCACUGCACCGGCUGUGGCUUCGACCUUCAUCCUUGCUGUGCUAACCUAUCCCCUCGCCUUGAGGACGGUGACCGGAGCUUCCUUCUCUGCAUUAAGAUAACAAGCAGUUGCCAUCGUUGUGGUCUCAAAGGUCUGGGGUGGUCUUACAGGUCUGAGUGUAAAAACUACAAUCUGCAUGUCUCUUGUGUGAAGGAGAUGCUUGUGGAGAGCUGGCAGGCUAUGUAUCUCAACUUCGAUAAGGAGAAAGUGAGGGAGAUCCAGACUAAGAUACCCAGCCUCAGAGGCACCAUGCAGAGCCACCACCAGCACCACCACCUGCAGGCACACAGGGCCAGGGUUGGCAAGGUUCACCAAUGUUGCCAGAUUGCUGGUGGUGCUCUCCGCAUCAUCAUCUCUGCCAUUCUUGGUGAUCCUACUGCUAUCAUCGCUGCUGUUGCUGGACAUGUGACUGAAGAAGGUGAGUUGGUUAAUUCAGGACACGUGGACGAUGGGAUAGAAGCGGUGGAAGAGGAAUCAACGGUGGAGAAGAAGCCCAAGAAAAACAGAGGAAAAAGGGAACAUGAUGCGUUCUGA